AUGUUUGGUGCCCAGUCAGUGGGUGAUGCCCAGUCAGUGGGUGAUGCCAUGUUUGGUGCCCAGUCCCUGUGUGAUGCCAUGUUUGGUUCCCAGUCCCUGUGUGAUGCCAUGUUUGGUGCCCAGUCCCUGUGUGAUGCCAUGUUUGGUGCCCAGUCAGUGUGUGAUACCAUGUUUGGUGCUCAGUCAGUGGGUGAUGCCAUGUUUGGUGCCCAGUCAGUGGGUGAUGCCAUGUUUGGUGCCCAGUCAGUGGGUGAUGCCAUGUUUGGUGCCCAGUCAGUGGGUGAUGCCAUGUUUGGUGCCCAGUCAGUGGGUGAUGCCAUGUUUGGUGCCCAGUCAGUGGGUGAUGCCAUGUUUGGUUCCCAGUCCCUGUGUGAUGCCAUGUUUGGUGCCCAGUCCCUGUGUGAUGCCAUGUUUGGUGCCCAGUCAGUGUGUGAUACCAUGUUUGGUGCUCAGUCAGUGGGUGAUGCCAUGUUUGGUGCCCAGUCAGUGGGUGAUGCCAUGUUUGGUGCCCAGUCAGUGGGUGAUGCCAUGUUUGGUGCCCAGUCAGUGUGUGAUGCCAUGUUUGGUGCCCAGUCAGUGGGUGAUGCCCAGUCCCUGUGUGAUGCCAUGUUUGGUGCCCAGUCAGUGGGUGAUGCCAUGUUUGGUGCCCAGUCCCUGUGUGAUGCCAUGUUUGGUGCCCAGUCAGCGGGUGAUGCCAUGUUUGGUGCCCAGUCCCUGUGUGAUGCCAUGUUUGGUGCCCAGUCAGUGGGUGAUGCCAUGUUUGGUGCCCAGUCAGUGGGUGAUGCCAUGUUUGGUGCCCAGUCAGUUGGUGAUGCCAUGUUUGGUGCCCCCUUUCUCCUCCAUAUUUACCAUUUAAUGAUGUCAUGUACCAGGGGCAGCACUGUGUACUCUUCUUCCUCCUCUUCAGGCGCCUCGUCCUCCUCUUCCUCCUCCUCCGGUUCCUCGCUCGGUCUCGGGGGCCCCGCAGUAGCCAUGUUUCCCAGUUUCUUCCCCGGGAACCGGAAGCCGUACGUCACACGGUCAGCGACACACAGACACAGCGCGGGAUAG
Messenger RNA from Pelobates cultripes (western spadefoot toad), 1050 nucleotides. NCBI's taxonomy places the organism in Eukaryota, Metazoa, Chordata, Amphibia, Anura, Pelobatidae. The record is from the annotation of a GenBank genome assembly.